UUCGCGGAAGUAAGCGAACUAUUGUUUUGGUACAGACGGCGGGAGGAUAAAUAUCGAUCCUCGCGUGGGCGACGGGACAAUAAACAUGGAUGACGGAUGGGAAGAAGAGGAGCAGCUUGUUGUCGUCGAGCUCUCUGGAAUCAUAAAUAAUGAUGCUAUGUUCAAGUCUCGUGGCACCUGCAAAAUACUGGAUAUUGACAGUGAGCAGCCAAUGAUGCAAGUGGGCCAGUAUGUGUUUGCAGGAGAAUAUGAAGAUACCCUUGGAACUUGCGUUCUCUUCGAGGAGGAACCAAACAAAGGAAAAGAAGGCAGUGGAUCCAAGCUCAAAUACAAGUGUCACACAGUGAAGAAACUCAUGAUGCAGCGGAUUUUCCUCAGCGAGAAGAAAGAAAAUGAAAGCGACGCAGCGGCAGGUGGCGAAAGUAAUAAGCAGGAGAACACAGUCUGCCAGUCGGGGGAAGAAACAAAACAGGUGGAUGAAGACCUGGCACUUGGAUAAGACGGAGACGUUGACGAUCUUCCAAGUGAAGAUCCAAGCUCUGUUGUUGUGGCACUUCGGAAAUUUGUUUCAAAAAUGCAGUCAGUAUUUAAUAAAUACCACUGUAAGUCAUGCACAGUAAUAGUUUUUUUGUUUGUUUGUUUUUCCUACUUAGCUGACAAUUGUGUAACUCUGGACACAUUAUGUCUGUAAACGGAUGAAGAAUCAAUGACAAGAAAAGUGUCUUCAUCACUCAGUCUUCAUAAAAAUGGAGCAGGAUAAUGAAAUAAUGAAUGAGGUUUUAUUAUAAGUGGCCAAACAUUUGUACACGUUCCAGUACAAUGAUAAGUCUCUAUAGAUGUGUUUCCUUAAUUUUCUUGUCCCCCCCCCCCCAUUGAAUGUAUACAUAAUUUUGGCAUGUUUUGCACUGCUCUACUAGCUACAGUGUGUGUAAAAGUGGUUAAAUAAUACUAAAUCCAAUUUCUUGACAUGGUGUUAUUGUCCAUAAGAUGUUAUUUCAUGAAACGAGUCAUGUAUAUUCUAUUUUCAUAAUCAUUUGAACUUUUUGCAUGUGUCCCUGUCCCGGCUGUGGCCGCAGAAGGAGUCGAUCCUCUACCGCAGAUAGAUAGGUGUUUCGAUAGAAGAAGUAUUUGAUUGACAGCUGGAGGGGAGCUUUUGAGACCAACCAGUGACACGCCCACAGCGCCCGGAAAGCACAAAGAAUAUCUCCAUUCUUGACCAUUUUGAAGCCUGAUUUCACAUAUUUAGUACUUUUUAAAAAAAAUCAUUCAUUAACUGUCUGGCUUGUUAACAUUACUCUUUUCUAUGGUGCAUCGAAUUUACAAGACAUAUUUUUGGCCUGUUUUGUGGCACUUUAAUGGAGGCUGUAAGACUUGAUAGUUGCAGAAUAAAUAUUGACACUUUUGUUUAAAAUAAAAGCGUUGAGAAUCGUGAGAUACAUUUGUUGAACAGUACACAGCUUGCUAACUGAAUCAUGUUGCUUAGUGAAGGUCCACCAUGUGGUUAUUUAAUAUUAUCAGCCAGAAAUCUCCACCCUGUUGCCGCCCAUCCUUUCAACAAGCUCACAUAUUUUGCUGUACCAUAAACAUUGUCUGCAUGUUGUAAAUUUAUAUUCAAAGAGUGAGGGAGGUUGACCAAUAUGCAUUUGUAA
Phycodurus eques (leafy seadragon) is the source of this 1649-nucleotide messenger RNA. RefSeq names its product general transcription factor IIIC, polypeptide 6, alpha (gene gtf3c6). The transcript has 6 exons. NCBI's taxonomy places the organism in Eukaryota, Metazoa, Chordata, Actinopteri, Syngnathiformes, Syngnathidae. The record is from RefSeq and is a predicted model, not a curated record. Gene Ontology annotation, cellular component: transcription factor TFIIIC complex. Gene Ontology annotation, biological process: transcription by RNA polymerase III. Bases 86 to 499 code for a protein of 137 amino acids.